AUGGAAGCCGAAGAGGUCCUUGGACCCUCCAGACCACGAUCCAAAUCCAAGGGCAAGAAGCGAGAGCGCGAGCGGGAAACCUCCCCGGUUGCUGGGCCCUCGACACCUGGCACCCCCACGUCGCAGGCGUCCCAGGACGACGAAGGCGAGGAGCCGGCCGAUGAGCACUACAAUGGCCUUGUCGGUGCUGGCGAGUAUGUCAUGCUGCGCCGCCAGCCGCAGAACCCCUACGACAGCAACGCGGUGCAGGUUGGCCACGUGCCGCGAAACACAGCUGCGCGGAUCGCCCCUCUCAUGGAUGCGCGUUUGAUCACCGUCGAGGGGCGCAUGAUCGGGCAGAACCUUGAUGGCAAGCACCGCUUCAAGCUCCCUAUACAGCGACUUCCAGCUGACAGCAGGGACAUGUGUGUCUAUUGUCGACCUGCACACCGGCCGCACCUCGAGCCAGAGUUUGAGUGGAUCACGCCCAUGGGCCAGAGCUUCGACAUGCUCCGCCGCAAGGGACAGGAUCCCAACCAGUCUGCAUUCUACGACUAUGGCACGCGCGGCGGCCAAGCAAGCAACUCGAACGAUAAGCAAGUCGAGAAGCUGCUCAAGGGUCUGAAGCAGGUCUCGGCAGACGAAAAGGCGGCGGACGACGUUAUGCUGCCUCUGCUCGAGAGUCCUCCAGGGGUUGCGAGCGGUGAACUCAACGUGGAUCUACUCCCGCAUCAGAGCCAGGCGAUCCGCUGGAUGAUCGACCACGAGCAUCCCAAACUGCCCAAGAUCGGCGAACCUGCUGUCCAGUUCUGGUCAAAGCAAAAGGGCAAGGGCAAGAACAGCGGGUACUGGCUGAACGCGGCGACCAAGACGCCACAGGAAGCGGAUCCGGAACUCGGCCGCGGUGGCAUCAUCGCUGACGGUAUGGGUCUUGGCAAAACGCUCUCCACGCUUGGUCUUGUGCUCGCGACGAUGGAUGAGGAGCCGAUAUGUCCUCUGUCUGUGCUGAGCAACUGGCAGAAGCAGAUUGAGGACCAUGUCGCGCCCGGGAAACUCACUUACUACACGUACCAUGGUGCUGGUGCCAAGGGCGUCAAGGGCAAGGAUCUUGUCGAGUACGAUGCCGGAAUUGCCACGCCUGUGAAGGGCAGCAAGCAGGCAAAGUCGAGCACGAAGAAGGGCCCGCUCAUGAAGGUGCACUGGAAGCGUGUCGUUGCCGAUGAGGGACACAUUCUUAAGAAUCCCAAGGCGAAGAGUAAGUUCGAAUGGCCAUCGCGAACUAACUCACCUCCAGUGACAAAGGCCUUCGCCAACUUGCAGGCUGAGCGUCGGUGGAUCGCGACCGGAACCCCGAUCGUAAAUUCGCCAACGGAUCUGGGUACGCUGCUGGCGUGCACGCGCGUCUGCACGCCUCUGGACAAGCCAGAGUUCUUCAAGUCGCUCGUGUUGCGUCCUCUGCGUUCUGGGUCUGCCGAAGCUGGACGUUUGCUACAGGGCAUUGUCGGCCAAGUGCUUCUGCGUCGCACCAAGGACACGGUGGAUGCCGAAGGCCGUAAGAUUGUGGAGCUCCCUCCCAUCGAGUUUUAUCAGUGCGAGGUCCAGCUCGACCCGGAAACCCGCAAAACGUACGAUGAGGUGCUGGAGAUAUCGCGGCAGCGCUUCGAAGAGAGUCUCCGAACAGGGGAGGUGUCGUUCCCUGUGGCGAAAUCUAACUCCAGGUGUGCUUUGACAUUCUCGCCGAUCCGCGCAUCACGGACUGCGGACAUCCCUGUGAGUUCAUCACAAAGUGUCCUGCAACUGACCUCAGUCUGUCUCCUGUGCAUCAGCGAGGUCAUCAAGCGACAAGGCCUCUGUCCAAUGGACCGACACGAGCUUUCCAUGGCAUCGCUGCUGGAGCUGCCGCCAGACCUGGACCUGGUGCCGGAUGAUGUGACCGUGAAACCCGCUGCACGUUCAGCCAAGAUCGCCGAACUCGUCAAGUAUCUCCGCGCCUUCGAUGCCGGUGACAAGACACUGGUAUUCUCACAGUUCACGAGCUUCCUGGACCGCGUCGCUGGUGUUCUCGAGGAUGAGGAGAUCAGUUAUUGUCGCUUCGACGGCUCGAUGCCCGCUGCGAAGACCCAGGACAAGGACUCGCCUCACGUCAUGCUCAUCUCGCUGAAGUCGGGCGCCGUUGGACUUAACCUCACCGCCGCGAGCAACGUGUUCCUUAGUGCGAUCGAGGCGCAGGCCAUCGACCGCGUGCACCGCCGCAAGACUGUGCGCGUGUUCCAACUCAUUGCGGCCGAUACGGUCGAGGCCAAGGUUCUGGACAUCCAGAAGCGCAAGGACGCACUUGUGGCCAAGAAGAGCGGCACCAAGGCGGACGCCGCAACGAAGAAGAAGGCACGUUUCGAAGACCUGAAGGAGAUCUUCGGCGUGAAGUAG
Molecule: messenger RNA, 2406 nt
Organism: Trichosporon asahii var. asahii CBS 2479
Lineage: Eukaryota; Fungi; Basidiomycota; Tremellomycetes; Trichosporonales; Trichosporonaceae
Exons: 14
Coding region: 1-2406 (801 amino acids)
Molecular function (GO): hydrolase activity, acting on acid anhydrides, in phosphorus-containing anhydrides; zinc ion binding; ATP binding
Source: RefSeq, a predicted model, not a curated record